AAACAAACAAUAUAACUUUUUAAUUACCACAUUUUCAGGCUAUAUGGUACUGCCAUAGUGGAUAAUCUAAAGUAAAAUGUCAAAAUCAAAGGGUGCAGAAAGUGUUAAAGUCGUAGUUCGAUGUCGUCCUCUUAAUCAAAAAGAAAUUGCAGCAAAUCAUGACAGGGUUGUGAACAUGGAUGUGAAAUCUGGACAGAUUUUAAUAAAAAAUCCAAAGGCGACUGGUGAAGCAGAGAGGAGUUUCACAUUCGAUGCCGUAUAUGAUUGGAAUUCAGAGCAAACAGAUCUUUUUGAAGAAACUUUUCGAGUUUUGAUUGAUUCUGUUCUUGGAGGGUUCAAUGGCACUAUAUUUGCCUAUGGACAAACUGGGACAGGAAAAACUUACACAAUGGAAGGUGUUCGAAAUGAUCCUGCGCUUCGUGGAGUCAUUCCUCGUUCAUUUGAUCAUAUUUUCACUCACAUUGCGAGAACUAAAGAUCAAGAAUAUCUUGUCAGAGCAUCCUAUCUUGAGAUUUAUCAAGAGGAAAUUCGUGAUCUUUUAGCGAAAGAUCAAUCAAAACGACUGGAAUUAAAAGAAAGACCAGACACAGGCAUUUAUGUGAAGGAUCUUCUGUCAUUCGUUACUAAAUCAGUAAAGGAAAUUGAACAUGUUAUGAAUGUUGGAAAUCAAAACAGAUCUGUUGGUGCAACUAACAUGAAUGAACAUAGUUCAAGAUCUCAUGCUAUAUUUGUGAUUACAAUCGAAUGUUGUGAGACCGGUGUCGAUGGAGAAAAUCAUAUACGAGUUGGAAAGUUAAAUUUGGUCGAUCUUGCGGGAAGUGAAAGACAGUCAAAAACUGGAUCAGCGGGCGAACGUUUGAAGGAAGCAACCAAAAUUAACUUAUCUCUGUCAGCAUUAGGCAAUGUAAUAUCAGCUUUAGUUGAUGGGAGAGGACAUAUACCAUACAGAGAUUCAAAAUUGACAAGAUUGUUACAAGAUUCAUUGGGUGGAAAUGCAAAGACUGUUAUGGUUGCCAACAUUGGUCCAGCAAGUUACAACUAUGAUGAGAGCUUGACAACUUUAAGAUACGCAAACAGAGCAAAAAAUAUCAAGAAUAAACCCAAGAUUAAUGAAGAUCCAAAGGAUGCAUUACUCAGAGAAUUCCAAGAGGAAAUUGCUAGAUUAAAAUCUCAGUUGCAAGGAAAAGGUGGUGGAAAAGGUACAAGACGGAAAAAUAAACAUAGAAGAGUUGGAGAAAAUGGAGAAGAAAUUAGCGGGAGCGAGAGUGACGAAACUGAUGAUGGAAGUUUAUCUGAAAAUCAACAAGCUAAGUUGGAAGAAGAUAAGCAGAGAAUUCAACAAGAUGAAAAUAUGGCACAAGAAGAAAAGAAAAAACUAUUGCAAGAAAAGGAAAAGAGAAUUCAAGAAAUCAAAAAGGAGCAGCAGGCAAAGGAAGCUCUCGCUGCAAAAAUUAAUGCAAUGCAAAGCAAGCUUCUUGGCGGUGGACGAACGAUUGUAGAUCACACCAAUGAACAAGAGAGGGCUUUGGAAGCGAAAAGGAGAGAAAUUGCGGAACAAUUAUCGAAGGAGAGAGAAAUGAAGCAGAAACUAGAAGAAAGGGAAGGUUCUGCUCUUGAAGCCCAGGAAAGUUACACAUCUUUACGUCAAGAAGUUGAAAUCAAAACGAAAAAACUUAAAAAAUUAUACGCAAAGUUACAAGCAGCAAAAUUGGAAGUUCAAGAUACAGUUGAUAUAAAUGCAAGCGAAAGAGUGGAAUUAGAGCAAGCACAAAUGGAACUUAUUCGUGAAUUCAAGCUUAGGGCUUUGAUUCUAGAGAAUUUUAUCCCUCUUGAAGAAAGGAAGAAAAUAGAAGAUCGGACAUACUUUGAUGAUGAUGAGGGAAUACACAGACUAAAACCUUUGACUGAAACGAUGAAACAAACGAUGAUGAAGCGACCACAGAGUGCAAAGGGAAGUGGAAAACGACCAAUGAGUCAAUAUGCCAGAGUUGCAGCUGCAGUAGAUAUAACUAAUCCCAGAUUCAGAGCUGAAAAUAUACUGCUGGUUGAACUCGAUAUGCCUCCAAGAACAACUAGAGAUUAUGAAGGACCAUUAGUUGCUCCAAAAGUGCAAGCAGCUCUUGAUGCUGCUUUACAAGAAGAGAGUGAACUUCACCUUGAUGCAAGUGCAGAUAUAUUUGCAUUGAAGCCAAAGAAAAAAUUGAAAACAAGAGUUAGAUCUGAAAGAUCAAAAUCCGCAAAAUCAAGCAAGGGUAAUCAAGAUACUUCGGCUUAUCCAACAUCAAGAGGACUUGUGCCGAAAUGACAAAAUAAUUUAAAACAUUUGCACGUAUUGCAUAUUGCACAGACUUUUACCUGCUGCCUACAGAUACUGUGGUCUUAUCAAUAAUAUGGCACUUAUAUGCAGGGGCACAGCCAUGAUUCAUUUUAAUGGGGGGAUUACUCUGGAAUUAAAACAGUGCUCCAGUGACCCAAUUUAUGGCGUCAUGAGCGGUCUUUGUGUUUGUAUGCGAAAUGCAUUUCUUCUGCUGUUUCGUGGUCCGAACCUCAUGCCAUUGCUUGUCAAUCAGCAUAGACGACGCAUAAGACAAUACCCUAAUGAUCAUAGAGAUAAACCACAUUAUCAGUGCUAACUAACAGAGAUAACUUAUCCUAAACAUGAUUUGAAGUCAAGUAAAUUAGAUUAUGGUGCUAGCACAUUGAAUAAAAUACGGUACUUUUUGACGGUACGGUGCAUAAAAUGACGUUGUUGUUUAUUUGUAACUCCAAAGAUCUGCUGGCUUUGUCCCUGCUUUUGAUGUAUAGAAUUUUGUGUGUUGUACUUUAUGUUUAAUAUGUGCCAUAAACUGAUUGUUUCAUUAACAUGACAUUAGUGCAAGUCGUUCGACAUUUAAUAUUGUAAAUGCUUUAAAUACAGCUAUCUAUGGAUGUUGGCUGAAAGCUGAACAAUAUUCUUCAGAAUAAUUUAAAAAUUGGAUUUCUGAGUUGGAGUCUGGAAAAACAUAAUAUUUGAGCUUAAACUUUAUUGAUAAAAUUGGGAACUUAUAAUUAUUUAUCUUCUACACUCUUUAGAAUUAAGUUCAACUUCAUUAUAUUUAUGGCUAAUUUUAUUUUUUAGACAAAUUUAUUCAUACUUCUUUUUUUGUAAGUUUUCAUAUGUUUCUCUGUAUCCAUUUCUUCAUAUUUGAUUUCAUUUUGUGAAAUUAGAUUCAACGCUACUUUUUCGUAUGUGAAUUUAUUUUUAUAUGUGAUAUUUACCUUCCUCCCACUGUAUGACUAAAGUAAUAUUUUUCUUUUUGAAUUGGGCACUUAGCAAGCAGUCACCAAACAUGAAGCUCAUUUGUGUGGUCUUAUUUUUCCGGUCCUGACUAACUUAUAUUAUUAAACUCCGAUAGCUUACUAUCAAGCUUUCUAGACCCAUUGGAUCUGGCUACAGUUAGUAACUGUUACUUACUUCAUUUAAUACAUCUGUGGUCAAAAACAAUAUAUGGUAUCAAUAAAUUCCCUUUGCAAUUUUAACAUACUUUAUGGACACCGUAUAUAAUUUUGAAGCAGAUUGGCCUUAAGUAUUUGAGCUUUUUUCAAAUCUGAUAAAAAGCUAUUAUUAGAUGAGAGAUACUGCAAUUUCUACCUAUAUUUGUUUAUUUGCUUCUAUACUAGAUUGUCAUAUACCACUGACUGGGAAUUUCUGCAACUCUAUGCUGGCGGGACUAGGUAAUAAUUACAAAAUCAAUUCGAACCGUGAUAUUUAUGGUAUAAUGUCCAAUUUUUAGCCCUGUACAUGGUUAUGAUGUAAAUUUUAGGCAUGUUGAAUAUUUUAUAUUUCUCUGAACAUAUUGAUGGAGUCUUAUAGAGUUGUGAUUCAAAAUUUUACAGCUGACAUGGAAAUUCUCACUGUGACUUAUGUUAGAAUGAGGUUAUUAAUGGUUGUGUUGUUGUAAUUUUAUAUUUUCAAACGUCUAAGUUGCACAUUAAAUAUUCGCUGAGUGUGAUGAUGUUUUGUCAUAUCAUAUAUUCAUCUGGCACGCUUUUCCGCUGUGGGAGUUUUCCAAUUAUGAUAUAGUUUAUAUUAAUUUAUCUGGUUCUCAAACUUUACCUUUGUCACGUUGUCUUAUUAUUAAUGACUUGUUUGAAUCUGAUGGUAUGUAGCGUCCCCUUGUGAUUUCAUGACAUUUGGUAAAACCUGUGCGAACAAUCGAAAAAUUGUGUGUGAAAACGAAGUUUCUAGGGUUUGUUUGAUUGAAAAUAUUAUCAUUAUAAGAUUUAUUUUUUCGAAAAGAUGAAGAAAUGUCAAUUGCAAAUGUCA
Messenger RNA from Styela clava, 4306 nucleotides. Its product is annotated as kinesin-like protein KIF3B. Lineage: Eukaryota; Metazoa; Chordata; Ascidiacea; Stolidobranchia; Styelidae. Gene Ontology annotation, biological process: mitotic cell cycle; microtubule-based movement. The record is from RefSeq and is a predicted model, not a curated record. Gene Ontology annotation, cellular component: microtubule. Gene Ontology annotation, molecular function: ATP binding; microtubule motor activity; microtubule binding.